GAUAAAUGUAUCCAAUAUGGACCAUCCCUUGGACUCUUUUGGGUGUCUCCUGUGGUUGCUGAUGUUGGUUCAUUUGCCACUGCAAAACGUCCAUGGAUUUUUCCCCAACAUCUGGUAUCGGGGCAUCAGCUUGUCCUGGGGAUCCAUCACCCACCAGGACAUGACUGAAGAUGCAAUUCUGAACAUCACUGUUCGCCUCUUUUCGGAGAUAUCUCACCCUACCAAGAGGAAAGACAUCCAAGAAGAGGACUUUAAGGGCAAGACCCUAUUGGCUGAUGACAUCUUUGCCGCUUUCUAUGGUCCUGAGGUGUCAGCCAAGCGUUUCCGUGGAGCCAUUGCAGAAGUAGCCAAUGCCAAUGCCGCCAUGGACUUUGGGAAUACGACUCGGGAUGACCCCGUUUUCCACUUUGAUUCAGAGCUCAUUCACUCUGCCAACAGCUGGCUGUUGCAUGUUCGUAAAGAGAUCCUCCAGGCUGUGCAUUCUGAGCAAUAUGGCAUUGCCCGAAAAAAGCUGGGACAGCUGCUCCACUCCUUGCAGGAUUUCUACAGCCACAGUAACUGGGUAGAACUGGGAAAUGAAAGAAUACUUCUGCAUUUGGUUCAGCCGGGCCACGAAAUUCCCCCUGUCGCUGAAGCUAGCAUCCGGACUUGCCACGACUGCUCUGAAUGGACUUGCAAAGAAAAUCUCCUAGACAAUCUUGCUGUUCUCACCACGGGUUACUAUGGUUCCCAUCCCGAAAAGCCUAUUGGGAAGUGCAGUCAUGGCGGGAGGUUUGAUGAGAGCCGCCAUCAAGAACCUCGAGGUGGCAUUAAUAAAGACAGUGCCUCCUCGUUCUUCUCACCUCACCAUUACCUGCACCAGAAGGCAGCUGGGCUGGCCCAAGAAGCCUCCAUACACUUCCUGGAGAAGAUGUGGCGAGAAAUAGGGAGCAGACAAUUUAUGAGGUUGCUAGAUAUUAGCCCAACCACAGGCCUGAGCUUCGUUAUGGAUACCACGGGAAGUAUGGGGGAAGAGAUCAGCGCUGCUAAGUUUCAGGCAUGGGAGAUCAUUGAACGGCGCAAAGGCACCCCUCAACAGCCAGAUUUUUAUCUCUUGGUGCCUUUCCACGAUCCCGGUUUUGGACCAGUCAGUAAGACCAGUGACCCUGAAGAAUUCUGGAAAGUCUUAGACACCAUCAGCCCGUUGGGUGGUGGAGAUGAGCCUGAAAUGUGUCUGUCAGCCUUGGAGCUUGCCCUGCAGAACUCGCCACCCUAUUCUGAGAUCUUUGUCUUUACCGAUGCAUCUGCCAAAGAUGCUCAUCUGAAGAACAGUGUGGAAUCCCUUAUUCAGGAAAAGAAGUGCAAGGUAACCUUCCUAAUCACAGAAGACCUGUCCAAGACUCGAACGAAGCGGGAAACGCUUGCCCCAAACCGAUUCGACCUGUACGUUCACUUAGCUGAGAGUUCAGGAGGCCAGAUUAUAUUUACAGACAACGAUAACAUCCGGCGGAUGGCUGAGAUUAUUGGCGAAUCCAGCUUAUCUUCGGUGACUCUCUUUCGUUACCACAAAGGAAACAUCUUGAGAUCUAAAGGGACUCAACGCAGGACAAAGAAGCAGGUUCCCCAGUUGGUAAAUCACCAGUUCUGGAUUGACAGUUUGGUGGACCAUGUGGUUGUGACCAUCCAAGGCUCCGUGGAAUUCUUUGAAAUAAGGGACCCUACAGAUAGAUUCCAAACUGAUGCGACAAUUCAUGGUCCCCUAGCCAAGAUCCAGUCCAUUGGUGGAAUUUAUAGAGCAUUCCUUUCUGCUCCUGUCCAUCCUGGUGAAUGGACUUUGAAACUUCGAUCCAAAGGGCAUUAUUCAGUUUACAUUCAAGGUCAGAGCACCCUCGAUUUCUUGUAUUAUUUUGCUGUUCCCUCUGAUGGACGUCACCCAGGGUUAUUCAGGCUGGAUAGUCCUCCUGUUGAAGGUUUGCCUACCUACCUGGUUGUAAUGGCAGUUGGUCUGAAUCAGAUUAAGUCAGGCUCUGUUCAGCUACAGUCGGUGAACUUAGAAGCAAGAACAGGCAGCCUUGGGGAGUUAAAACUACAGAGAGGAGCCAGUCGGACAGACCUGUUUAUGGCCGAGCUGCCUCCGACUCUAUCAACCACCAACAGCUUUUCCAUAGUGGUCCAUGGAGUGGAUGGUGAGGGCAAGAAGUUGGAGAGAUCUGCUCCUCAAGUUGCAACUGUCACAGGAUCCCUCCUAGAGCUGAGCAGAGAGACUCCUGUAUUCCCAGGGAAACAUGUUUCCAUCUCUUGGAAAAUCACAAAUCCUGGUGCACCUAAAAGUUAUGGACUGAAAGUGAUCAGCCUUCCCCGGAUUCCAGCCGACAUCUCUAAUGCCAGACUGCAAUUAGACUUCAACCAAACAGGGACAGGACAGAUAUCCCUAAAUAUUCCUGAUACUGUUCUACCUGGAUCACUGAUUACAAUAACCUUGCAGGCCAACUCUCUCAACCCGUCUGCAGAGCCUGAUUUUGCCCAUAUCGAUCUUCUGGUGAUGCCUCAGCCUCAGGUGGAGACCACCUCACCCCCAGUAUGCAUUGUCACCUCUUCAGAGAAUUCCUGCGGUCCACCACAGUCCCCCUGUCGGAGCCAACAUUGGGCAGUCACCUUGCAGAUCUGGGACAAAGCCGGUCUUCACUCGGUGCAGGUGGAAAACGGUCCAGUGCUUCCCCGCCAAGCCCAUGGGCGGGUGGAAAUAGUCACUUACACCUCGAAUUGUUGCUCACGGCAGGCAGAACUAGUGGUCACCAACCUUCUUGGGGAGAAAUAUCCAUGUCAAGUUGAACACCAGUACUUUGAAACACAUUUCUCCGUGAAACUCAAGAAGCCCCCACCUCAUUAG
Molecule: messenger RNA, 2869 nt
Organism: Protobothrops mucrosquamatus (brown spotted pit viper)
Lineage: Eukaryota; Metazoa; Chordata; Lepidosauria; Squamata; Viperidae
Gene: VWA7
Product: von Willebrand factor A domain containing 7
Exons: 17
Coding region: 17-2869 (950 amino acids)
Source: RefSeq, a predicted model, not a curated record